AUGGCACAUCCGCGGGAUAUUCGGAUCAAGAAUACUCGUCUGGAUCCUGAGCAGUACUUCACCAAACUGGAGUGCAUCAGUAAAGGCUCAUUCGGUGAAGUCUACAAGGGAAUCAACAACUGCAGGAAGAAAGUUGUAGCUAUAAAGAUCAUUGACUGGGAGGAAGCAGAAGACGAGAUGGAGGAUAUCCAGCAGGAGAUCACGGUUCUAAGCCAGUGCGACAGCCCCUUCUUGACCAGAUACUUUGGCUCCUACCUGAAGGGCACAAAACUUUGGAUCACGAUGGAUUAUUUGGGACGCGGCUCUGCUCUGGACAUGCUGAAGACAGGGCCACUGGAGGAGGCUUACAUUGCCACCUUCCUCAGAGAGAUUCUCAAAGGACUGGACUACCUGCACUCGGAGAGAAAGAUCCACAGGGACAUCAAAGCCGCCAACCUGUUGCUGUCAGAGCACGGCGACGCGUUGGGGACGCCGUUCUGGAUGGCCCUGGAGGUCAUUAAGCAGUCCUCGUACAAUUUAAGGUGCAUUAGACCUACAGCUAAGGAAUUACUGAGGCACAAAUUCAUCACUCGCUACACCAAGAAAAUGUCCUACCUGUCCGAACUGAUUGACCUGCACCGCCGCUGGAAGUCUGAGGGUCACGGAGAUGAGUCACGCUCUGACGACUCCGACAUGGAUGGCGAAGGCGGCGAUCAGUGUCCUGUGUGGACGUUUUCCCUGCACUGUAAAGUCCUGUUCUAUGAACAAAUGACAGCGAGGCCUCAACCACACAGACAAGGUGGGUACCCACGUCUCAGCCUUCUGAUGUCACCACCGUCGGUCCCGUUUAAAGUCCGACCAAACUCGCCGAGCCCUUGUGCUUACUGCUACCAUUUGCCUUCGAUCACAGACCGAGGCGACGAAGAGACAGCCGAGGUCACCAUCACCAACGACGCUCCUCGUGCCCAUCUUCGGAGAGAUGUGGAAUGCGUAGAAAUAAGUUCAGCGUCUCUCUAUGUGGACAGAGCCAGAACGAAGCCCCCUGGCUCCAGCCAGAUAGGGCAUGUGUUCUGUCUGCCUGCCAGUUCCAGCCAGUGUUGUGAUCAGUGGGAGGUGAACCCGGCAGGGCUCAGCCUCUUUAGCCUGGUGGACCACUCCCUUCCCGGACGUUCCUGGAGGCGGAGCAAGGCCUGCUACCUUAGAAACAUGCCUACAGGCCUGCCCUGA
Messenger RNA from Electrophorus electricus (electric eel), 1206 nucleotides. It is a transcript of the gene stk25a, whose product is annotated as serine/threonine kinase 25a. Gene Ontology annotation, cellular component: cytoplasm; Golgi apparatus. The record is from RefSeq and is a predicted model, not a curated record. Lineage: Eukaryota; Metazoa; Chordata; Actinopteri; Gymnotiformes; Gymnotidae. Gene Ontology annotation, molecular function: ATP binding; protein serine/threonine kinase activity. Gene Ontology annotation, biological process: protein phosphorylation.